Messenger RNA from Colletotrichum orchidophilum, 432 nucleotides. RefSeq lists its product as uncharacterized. NCBI's taxonomy places the organism in Eukaryota, Fungi, Ascomycota, Sordariomycetes, Glomerellales, Glomerellaceae. The transcript is spliced from 3 exons. Bases 1 to 432 code for a protein of 143 amino acids. The record is from RefSeq and is a predicted model, not a curated record.
AUGGAUGACUGCUUGCAAAAAAUGAGGAAGCCAAUCAACGCCCCUGAGACGGCUGAAAGGGAAGGAAGAGAUGGCAGCUUCUGCAACAGAAAGGCUGACCGGCCACCGAAGCCCACACUCAUCGACUCCCGGACUUCAUGCAAACAGCUUGCCAAGCGCCACCGAGGUUCCAACGUCAGCUACGAGACAGUGACAAUUGCCCUGUCGUUAGCUCUAGCCGGUGUCAGCAGCGCCUCUCUCAACCAUGAACCACGCGGCAUUGAUGAUGAUAGCUCUAGUUCAAUAUAUGGGACUCUGCAACAAGCCAUAGCAUACCACGUCUCCAGACCAGGCCAAAAGCUCCCAAGUCGCGGUGAAGGCAAGACGUGUCUCAUUCGAUCAUCGUUCGACUGCGAUUCCAUGCCUGGUUCCGACGUUCCGCAAGGGGAUUGA